CCUCCCCUUCUCUCCUUCUACAGCCCAGCCCGCACCCUCCGCUCCUCUGCUGCUAACAUGUCUGGUCGCGGCAAAGGAGGCAAGGGGCUCGGCAAAGGCGGUGCUAAGCGCCACCGCAAAGUCCUGCGGGAUAACAUCCAGGGAAUCACAAAGCCGGCUAUCCGCCGCUUGGCUCGUCGUGGUGGUGUCAAGCGCAUCUCUGGGCUGAUCUAUGAAGAGACCCGCGGGGUGCUCAAGGUUUUCCUGGAGAACGUGAUCCGCGACGCUGUCACCUAUACGGAGCACGCCAAAAGGAAGACCGUCACCGCUAUGGACGUGGUUUAUGCGCUUAAGCGCCAGGGCCGUACUCUCUAUGGCUUUGGUGGUUAA
This is a messenger RNA of Tachyglossus aculeatus (Australian echidna), 369 nucleotides long. RefSeq names its product histone H4. Lineage: Eukaryota; Metazoa; Chordata; Mammalia; Monotremata; Tachyglossidae. The transcript has 2 exons. The record is from RefSeq and is a predicted model, not a curated record. Gene Ontology annotation, molecular function: DNA binding; protein heterodimerization activity; structural constituent of chromatin. The coding region runs from base 58 to 369 and encodes 103 amino acids. Gene Ontology annotation, cellular component: nucleosome. Gene Ontology annotation, biological process: nucleosome assembly.